AUGAUGAUAAAACAGAUAAAUACAGGUCCUGUUGUUACAUUGACUUCAUCUGAAGAUUGUAUCAAUUAUAUAAAUUCAUUGAAAAAUAUAAAUCAACAAAUUUGUUUAAUUACAUCAGGUUCAUUAGGUGUCACUGUUAUUCCAUUAAUUCAUAAUAUUGAUCAAAUCGAAUCAAUUCUUGUUUUUUGUAUAGAAAAAACAAAAUAUGAAUAUAUGCAAAAACGUUAUAGAAAAAUUCAUCAUAUUAUAAAUACACAUAAAGAAUUAAUAAUUCAUUUACAAAUUCAUCUUAAAUCAAUUGAUCAAUCUGGAUCAAUAGUAAAUAUAUUUGAUAUAGAAAAAUUAAAAAUAUUACGUAAUUUUAAUUCUAUAUCAGAUUCUUUUCAUCUUAAAUAUACAAUAUUUGAUGAAAAUAAGCAAUAUUCAAUGCGUGAUAUUUCAAAAACAGACACUUUCUUUUUAUGGCUUAAAUUACUUACAAGUGUUUUACAAAAAUUUCAUCAUACACAUAAUACAAUGAAAGAAAUGUUAGAUGAAUGUCGAGAUUAUUAUAAAGAUAAUAUUGAAGAAUUAAAUAAAAUAGAAGAAUUCAAUCAAAAAUAUAAAAGUGAAGAUGCUAUUUAUUGGUAUACAACACCAACAUUUGUGUCAAAACUUAUCAAUAAAGCAUUACGAACAGAAGAUUUUCAUGCACUUUAUAUAUGUCGAGCUUUUAUUGCUGAUUUAUCUGAACAAUUACAUAAAGAAUUCGAACAAUAUAAACAAUUAUUAAUUGAAUUUGAACAACCAUUAACUCAAUGGAUUGUUUAUCAUCGUCGAAAACAAGAAAUUGCUAAUUGUUACUCGAAAGAAGUUAUUUUUAUAAUUCAAACAACAUUUAAUUUAUCUUAUGGAUGUUUUGCACAUGUUGCAUCUAUGAGUCAAUUUCCACAUGAAGAUGAAGUUUUAUUUGAUCUUGCAUCCAUUUUUAAAAUUAUUGAUAUUAAAUAUGAUGAAAUAAAUGGUAAAUGGAAUAUUUAUCUUAUAACAACAGAUGAAGGAACUAAUGUUGUACAAGCAUAUAUAAAUUCAAUUAAAACUGAAGUAAAUGAAAUAAAUAUUGAUUUUAUUUUUGCUAGAUUAUUAAUACAAAUGGGAGAAUAUAAUCUUGUACAUGAUUAUUUAAAUAAAUUGAUAACAAUCAUAUCUGAUGAAAAUGAAACUCGUGAUUUAGCACUUAUCUAUUAUUAUAAAGGUUUAAAUUUAUAUCGUGAAGGAAAUUAUUCUCAAUCUAUGAUUGAAUAUGAAAAAGCACUUGUUAUUCAACGUAAAAUAUUUCCUAAUGGUCAUUCAGAUUUAGGUGAAACAUUAGGUGCGAAAAAAAUACUUUCAAAAGAUCAUGUACAUAUUGCUGAAGCAUUAAAUAAUAUUGGUCUAUGUUAUGAACGUUUGGGUAAAUUUGAAUUAGCAUUAGAAUAUGAUAUUCGGGCUUUAGAAAUGAAACAACGUCUUUUUCCACAUAAUCAUCCAGAUAUAGCAACAAGUUUAAGUAAUAUUGGUUUAGCAUUUUAUAAUCAUUAUAAUUUUGAACAAGCACUUGAUUAUCAUCAACGAUCAUUAGCUAUGAAAGAACAAUGUUUACCAUCAAAUCAUCCUGAAUUAGCUGUAUCAUAUUGUAAUCUUGGUCUUGUUCAUUUAGCUUUAAAUCAUUAUGAUGAAGCACUUAUUUAUUAUAUGCGAGAUUUAUCUAUGAGUGAAAAAACACUUCCUUCAGAUCAUUCGGAUAUCGGUAUAACUCAUCAUAAUCUAGGUAAAAUUUAUCAAGCAAAAGAAAAAGGAAGUCAUUUAGCAUUGAAACAUUAUCAAAAAGCUAUUGAUAUUUAUAUGAAAAGUUUACCACGUCAACAUCCAUAUAUUGGCAUGUCAUUAAUGUAUAUAGGAGAAAUUUUAUGUGAUCAAAAUAAUUUAGAAUGUGCACUUCAAUAUGCAGAAGAAGCUUUUCAUAUUCUUGAAGCAACACUUUCUGAAGAACAUCGACGACGUGCUGAAUCAACAUAUAUAUUAGCAAAAGUUUGUAAAAAAUUGAAUCAAAUUGAUAAAGCAUUAGAAUACGCAUAUAAAGCGCAUCAUAUUCAAUUGAAAACUCUUGAUAUUGAUCAUAAAGAAGUACAAAAAACAUUGGAAUUAAUUAAAAGUAUUAAAAUAAUGAAAAAUGUUUGA
Rotaria sp. Silwood1 is the source of this 2199-nucleotide messenger RNA. NCBI's taxonomy places the organism in Eukaryota, Metazoa, Rotifera, Eurotatoria, Philodinida, Philodinidae. The record is from the annotation of a GenBank genome assembly.